AUGACAGAUGCUAAAUACCGGUAUGUGUCUGAUAUCUGCCUCACACCUUUUUGCAGGCCUUUACAAAAGGGGGUAUUUAUGACCUUUCACAUAUGAUAGCCAUAUGUCAAAUGGGGCAGCCCAAGCCCCUCUGCUUUUAUUACUUUUUUUAAAAAAGCCUUCAUGCUGUAGCCAUCCAACAGCAAGAAAGGAUGGUUGCCCAUAGGGGCUGUCAAGUCAGAAUUCCCCGUGGAAUGACAGUAAGAUCAUAAGAAGGUCUUUAGGGAAGGAGGAGCUUUCAGAUAUUUGGUGUCUGCAUCAUUCGGAGCUUUAAACACUGAUUCAAGCACCUUAAAUCAGGUCCGGAAACCAACCGGCAUUGUCACACCUGCCUUUGCAGCGCUGAAAAUAAGGUUUCAAAAUUGGCUGAACGGCGUGGAAUCCGGUCUCUAAUUCUACCCCUUCCCCCUCCUUUGUGAGUCCUCUGAUUAACCCUUGAAAAUGUUUAAAGAUCUCGCUGCAUGAUGAACUCUGUGCACCGACAGGAGAAGACACACAAUUCUCAAAUGGGGGAAGUUACUGGCAAAGCUCUGUUUGGCACAGGCAGCUGCAUUUCAUCAUUUACGUGGAACUGGGUGCAUUUAAGAAGAUGCAGUGGCGAGCAAGUUUUCUUUCCUCUAGUUUGUGAGCAUAAAUGAAUGGGUUUUUUUGGGGGGGGGGGCGGUUUCAGAAGGAAAAAAAGUGUCUUUAAAAAGCUGCAGGAAGGAGUUUGCUUGCUUGCUUGGCUUGCUUGUUUGGCUCAUGAGGGCUAGGGCUGGCACUUCACUAAGUUGAGCAGGAAGCCCGGUUCUUCUCCCGUCUUUUUUUAAAAAGUGUCGGCCGUGUACCGUACUGUGAUAAGACAAGGGAAAUAGGCGAGGGGGAUUAAAAGGGGGGAAAGGGGUGCGCGAGGAUUCGACUGCCAUGCCAUCGGCUCGGGGAGGCACCUCCAACUCCCAAGAGACCUGUUGGACGCGCCUGCAGGGCUCCGGGGCGGGGCUGGUGCGAGUCGUGCCGACGACUCCCCAACUAGCUGCCAUUCUCCCCCGAAGGCGCGCUCCUCCCUUAUCGCCCGAGGCAGACGGAUGCUCACCGAGGCCCUGCCGCGAUGUAAGCAGGCCCUUGUGGGGAUGGGGGUCUUCUUCCUGCGAGUGGGGGUGGCUGGGAGGCAUCAUACGCAGGGGUGUAGGAAGGGGGGGGCGCCCCACCUGGUGUCAUUCCUGAGGCUGGGGGGAGGGGGGGGGGUUGCGCCCAUGGCCGCCGCUCCGGGCGCCCAUGCAGCUAACUGCGCCACUAUACAUACAUUUUCUACUUCUUGUUUAGCAGUUGUAAAGCACUGUGCCUUACAGUGUUACGGAAUUCAGACUCUAAAUAUACAUAGCAAACUGGGCUUCUUCGCGCCCCCCCCCCCCCUUUAGCAGCCCCGUUCCCAGCCACGCCAGGUCUGAAGUUAAGCUCGCACUUUGCCUCUGAUAGCGUAGGAGCCAAAUUAUAGGGGCGGACCCCCCCCCCCCCAUUUGAGAAGGGGCCGGGACCCCACAAAGCCCAUAGGAAAUGGUGGGCGUGCACCACAUCUUGUCAUUGAUUCUGGGGCGGGCUUGGCUGUCGCCUUCCGCGCAAAAGUAGUUUAUUCAAGUUGGCACCGCUGUUGGAUAGUGCUUGCUGUCGCGCCCCUCUUCGGUUCGUUUUUCAUUGAAGGUGUGCGCACAGACACGGGGACAGCAAUGCGCCCGGGCGAGAAAGGGCUAAUGCAGGAGGGAGGGCGAGUGGGAAAGACGCAGCCUAGAUAACAUCCCAGAUUCGUAGGCUUGGUUUCGCGCCCAACACGUGUAAAGCUCUUCCUUUCCUCCAAACUUACCAUCCCAUCCUUAAAUAGGCGCUGCUCCUUCUCUGACAGCGGUCACUGUGAAUAACAGAAGUUAUAGCCAAACAGUUUUAUUUUAUUGCACCUGCUUCGCUAGCAGGCACUUUGAUGGGAGUGUGCGAUUUGUAAACUAAGAGUUUAUGUACACCGGAUUAUACUGUUAAUUGGAGGCUAUUUGAGUCCAGAUUUUCAGGGCAUCCUCCUGAUGAGGUUGAUUUAUAGCUGAGGGCACCUCACUUUUUCUUUUAGAGCCUCCCACUCUCCCUGCUCUUAUGGCUUCUAUGUGGUUCUCCUUUCGCUUUGCCCAGCCGGCAGCCGAAUCGUGUGCCCCGCUUUCCCUGGCCUAUCUGUUCCUUUCCUGAGUGCAGCCACCCUCAGAAAGCAAGCUUUAAUCACAAUAAUAAUUUUAUUAUUUAUACUCUGCCCAUCUGGCUGGUCCACGCUGGAGUGCUUGCUAGAUCCCGACUUCCUCUUCCUCCCUUGCUCACGCGAGCAGAUUCCUUUGAACCAGCCUUCCUCUUGGUGCAGAGGGAACCAAGCGGGAGGCCUUUGCUUUUGGCAGAGGAUGGGUUGGCCUGUUGCCCCCUCCCUCUUUUGCUUUUUGAUGGAGGUGGCAAGUUUUCCUGCAUGGAAUUGGGGGCUGAGGAUCUGGUUUUUCUCCACCUGGGCAGCCCAUUCCCUUGCACAGGUGUGAUUUCUGUUUGGACAGGGGUGAGUGGGGGGAUUCAUAGAAAUCAUGUUGGGAGGGACCCUGAGGGUCAUCUAGUCCAACCCCCUGCAAUGCAGGAAUUCUGCCCACAGCUGUCCCUGGGUGGGUUCAAACCACCAACCUUCUGGUUAACUGAUAGACACACUGACCCAUUGCGCCACAGAAGAUUGGGCAGAGGGGCAGAGAGCAAAUCAGGCCGGACCUCUGACUGCUCACAAGAAGCGGCAGCGGAUUGGGACUCUUAAGACUUUCAGGACCAACACUGGAUGGGACUCUUUGGUCAUUGAAAGCUUGGGCUGCACUUUUUAUUUCGGUCCUGGAGGUGUUGCUGAAUAUGAUUAGAAGGGACCAGAUGGUUAAAGGUAUACAGGUCGGAACUAAACACUAUAAAUUGAGAGCAUUUGCAGAUGACUUAGUAUUGACGUUACAGGAGCCAGAAUCUAGUACAAAAAGGGUUUUAGAACUGAUUCAAGAAUUUGGUCAAGUGGCAGGAUUUAAAUUGAACAAGUCAAAAACCAAGGUUCUAGAGAAAAAUUUAACACCGUUUGAAAGAGAGAGUUUCAGAAUGAGACAGGUUUAACAGUGGUUAAGAAAGUUAAAUACCUGGGGAUUAACAUGACAGCAAAAAAUGGGAAUUUAUUUAAAGAUAACUAUGAAAAAUGUUGGUCAGAAGUGAAAAAAGAUUUAGAAAUUUGGUCAAAUUUGAAGCUUUCACUGCUAGGCCGUAUCGCUGCGAUAAAGAUGAAUGUAUUGCCUAGAAUGUUGUUUUUGUUUCAAACUUUGCAGAUCGUGGACAAAAUGGAUUGUUUCAAGAGGUGGCAGAAAGAUAUUUCUAAAUUUGUCUGGCAGGGCAAGAAGCCCAGAAUAAAAUUUAAAAAUACUAACGGAUGCAAAGGAAAGAGGUGGAUUUGCCCUGCCAGACCUUAAACUGUACUAUGAAUCAGCAGCCUUUUGCUGGUUGAAAGAAUGGCUACUUCUUGAAAACACUGACAUUUUGGAUCUAGAAGGUUUUAAUAAUGUAUUUGGAUGGCAUGCAUAUUUAUGGUAUGAUAAGGUCAAAGCACAUAAAGCAUUUAAAAACCACAUUGUCAGGAAAGCGCUGUUUAAUGUUUGGAUAAGAUAUAAGGAUUUGCUAGAAAAUAAAACCCCAAGGUGGCUGUCACCAAUGGAAGCGAAAGCCUUGAAAAAGGUCAAUAUGGAGGUCAAAUGGCCGAAAUAUUGGGAAAUUUUGGAACAAGACGGAGAUAGACUGAAAUUGCAGAGUUUUGAAAAACUAAAAACAAAGUGCGAGACUGGCUUCAUUAUUAUCAAAUAAUGGAGGUAUUUAAAUUGGACAGGAAAAUUGGCUUCCAGGUGGAAAGAUCCAAAUUAGAAACAGAAUUGUUAGAACCCAAUACUAAGAACUUGUCAAGAAUGUAUAACUUGCUGCUGAAAUGGAAUACUCAAGAUGAAACGGUAAAAUCGGCUAUGAUUAAAUGGGCACAGGACGUUGGCCAUAACAUUAUGUUUGCUGACUGGGAACAGUUAUGGACCACAGGUAUGAAAUUUACGGCAUGUAAUGCCUUAAGAGAGAAUAUUAUGAAAAUGAUAUACAGGUGGUACAUAACCCCAGUCAAGCUUGCGAAAAUCUAUCACUUGCCCGAUAACAAAUGUUGGAAAUGUAAAGAAACUGAAGGUACAUUUUUUCACCUUUGGUGGACGUGCCCAAAGAUUAAGGCUUUCUGGGAAAUGAUAUAUAAUGAAUUAAAAAGGUAUUUAAGUAUACCUUCCCUAAGAAACCAGAGGCCUUUCUCCUGGGCAUAGUAGGCCAAAUGGUGUUAAAAAGGAUAGAACUUUCUUUAUGUAUGCAACAACAGCAGCAAGAAUACUUAUCGCAAAGUAUUGGAAGACACAAGAACUUCCCACGCUGGAGGAAUGGCAGAUGAAACUUAUGGACUAUAUGGAAUUGGCGGAAAUGACUGGUAGAAUCCGUGACCAGGGAGAAGAGUCGAUGGAGGAAGACUGGAAGAAAUUCAAAGACUAUCUUCAGAAACACUGCAAAAUUAAGGAAUGUUAGAGUGAUGUUGGACUGAAAACAAGUGGUUUCCAGCUGUACAGGUUAAAGUUAAGGAUAGAUUAAGAUUAAAGAUCAAGAUUAAAGAUGUUUAAAGAAAUGGAAAUUUGAUAAUAAAAGGGAAAAAUUUAAAGUUGUAUGACAUUAAGAUCAAGGAUUAGGUUUAAAAAAGUUGAAGUUAUAUAUCUUAACGUUUUAUUAAAUUAAAGAUUGGGAUUAAAAAAGUGGAAAAGAAACUGCUGGACAAACAAUGUAGAUUGGAAUACAAAAGAGGGAGGUAUGAGGAAGUCCAGAAAAUAAGUAAUUUAAAAUUGGAAAUGGAAAAGAGAGUUUGUUUUUAAUUGCUAUGUUUUGUGUUUUUAUUGUUAAGUUUUGUAUUGUUUUUUUGUGUGUUUGUUUUUCUUUUUUUGUUUGUUUAAAAUUUUAAUAAAAAAUUAUUGGAAAAAAAAAAAGAAAGCUUGGGCUGCACUGGGAUCUUGACACAUCACUUUUCCUCUUUCUCCUAGUUCCUUCUCUUCUGAUGGAAGCAUCUGCCUUGGACUGACCGAAAUCUGUCAAAGGUCUGUCUUCUGGUGAGUAAAUGUUUACUGUUCAUACUCCAUUCCCAUAGUAGUGAGUGCAUCUAUUUUUAUUAGAUUGAGGAAGAUACUUUGUUGCUGGAAUUAUAACAGCUCAAGAAUAUAGACUUCUCCCUCCCCCUCCCCUCCCGUAAAUUCAGGAUGUGGAACAGAUUAAGAUUUGUGUAUCAUGGAACCUGCGACAAAAAAAGUUGCAACGUGUUCACAUAUUUUUUUUACAAUUCCAGCUUAAAGUCCUGCCAGACAUGUCCUCCUCCACCAGACCAUUCCAUGUAUAUCUCUUUCCUGGUCCACCCCCCGGGAUGGGGAACCUCAGUUCUGGGGGCCAAAUGCAACCAUCUGGGCCUCUCUAUUUGGCCCUCUAUUUGGCCUCUCUAUUUGGCCCUCUAUUUGGCCCUCUAUUUGGCCAUGAUGGUAGAAAGUGAGGAGGAAUUAAAGAACCUUUUAAUGAGAGUGAAAGAGGAAAGCGCAAAAUAUGGUCUGAAGCUCAACAUCAAAAAAACGAAGAUCAUGGCCACUGGGCCCAUCACCUCCUGGCAAAUAGAAGGGGAAGAAAUGAAGGCAGUGAGAGAUUUUACUUUCUUGGGCUGCAUGAUCACUGCAGAUGGUGACAGCAGUCACGAAAUUAAAAGAUGCCUGCUCCUUGGGAGAAAGGCGAUGGCAAACCUAGACAGCAUCUUAAAAAGCAGAGACAUCACCUUGCCAACAAAGGUCCAUAUAGUUAAAGCCAUGGUUUUCCCAGUAGUGAUGUAUGGAAGUGAGAGCUGGACCAUAAAGAAGGCUGAUCACAGAAGAAUUGAUGCUUUUGAAUUAUGGUGCUGGAGGAGACUCUUGAGAGUCCCAUGGACUGCAAGAAGAUCAAACCUCUCCAUUCUGAAGGAAAUCAGCCCUGAGUGCUCACUGGAAGGACAGAUCGUGAAGCUGAGGCUCCAAUACUUUGGCCACCUCAUGAGAAGAGAAGACUCCCUGGAAAAGACCCUGAUGCUGGGAAAGAUGGAGGGCACAAGGAGAAGGGGACGACAGAGGACAAGAUGGUUGGACAGUGUUCUCGAAGCUACCAGCAUGAGUUUGACCAAACUGUGGUAGGCAGUGGAAGACAGGAGUGCCUGGCGUUCUCUGGUCCAUGGGGUCACGAAGAGUCGGACGCGACUAAACGACAACAACAACAACAACAUUUGGCCCUCUGGACUCUCCUCAAAUAUCUCCUCCCCUCCCCCCCCUGCUCCGCACGUGUUUUUGCCUGACUGGGAUGUGGUUUUGAAAUCCAAAUGCUUCUUGUUUGCAUGCGCCAUUGGCCCAUCUAGUCCAGCAUCACGUUCUCACUUUGACCACUUUUUUUGCAAAACCACAGCAGCAACAACAAGAAAAGAGUUUUGAGCCAUUAUUAAUGAGCCAUCAACAAAAUAUACACCACCGACAUGAGCUGCUAUACAUCUGGAUUUUCCUGGACAUUUCAGCGAUUUCUGCCCGGACACUGCUUAAGGGGGCUGAAUACCAAAAUUCUUAUUCGGAAACACUGCUGCCCCCAAGUGGGCAAGUGGCUAAUAGCCAUUCAUAGCCCUCUUCUGCAUGAAUUUAUCCAGUCCUCUUUUAAAGCCAUUCACGGUAGCAGUCACUGUCUCCUAGGGGAUCAAGUGCCACACAGUGGAACCUCGGCUGCGAACAUGAUCCGUGCAGGAGGCACAUUCGCAACCCGCAGCGUUUGUAACCUACAGCGCGCAGACUCGAUUCUGCACAUGCGUUUGACGUCAUUUUGUGUUUCUGUGCAUGUGCAAGCGCUGAAACCCAGAAGUAACCCGUUCCGGUACUUCCGGGUUCGGCGCGGUGCACAACCCGAAAACACACAACCUGCAGCACUCACAAUGCAAGGUAUGACUGUAGUUUGAUUAUGUCCCCUGUACAGUAGUACUUUCUUUUAUCUUAAAUAUUCCAACAUUCAGCUUCGUUGGAUAUCCCCCAAUUCUAGUGUCCUAACGAGAGUGGGAGAAAAGCUUUUCUCUUUCCACUUUUUUCGUGCCAUGCAUAAUUUUUAUAAACUACUAUAGAUGUACCGCUUAUGUACAAAGGUAAAAGUUAGUUUCUUCUCUGCUGACCUUUACUUCUAGCUCUGUGGAAUGCGACACUCUCUACCAAGUAGCUGAGAAGGAAAUUUGAGGGUAAAGGAUUCCCCACGGCUACUGAACAUGCUUGGACCUCAAUGGGGUUUUUUUGGGUUUUUUUAGGGUUGUCAACUUAAAUAUUUGUACUUCUGCAAACCUCAGUAUUUGAUACUUCCCUCUUGUUUCUCAUAAAGUGUGGGAGUCAUAAAGCCACGGUAAAGGCUUGUAAUAUUGCAGGGUGCCCCCUGACCUCGGCUGACCAGCACUCUGAGCUUUACAAUGUAUUGGAAUGUAUUGGAGUUGUGUUUCCUCUGGGCAGUGAUGACCCUAUAUGGUGAUGGGGGCAAUAAAAGCCUUGACCGGAUGAGGUAACGUGAGACAUUGGCAAACGGCCAUGCGGCUGGAGAGAGACAAAGGAUAAUAAAAAAGCUGCAGGAGGAGAGGGAAGUUCGAAAGGAGCUGCUCCUACCAUCAUGAAAAUAUUGCUGGCUCUCUGUGUCUUUAUUUUAUGCUAAACUGCGCCAUUUGUAACGGCUGGCUCCGACAAGUGGUGUCCCAUGUGAGGCUGAAUAAAAGAAUACGUCUGAGGAUUUUAAAAGAAAACCGUGUGAGGCAACUUAAAGAAAACAGUCUGAGGCAGACUAAGAGGAUUUUAAAAGGAAACCGUGUGAGGUUUUUCGAUCCAAGCAACGGAUAUCAUCGGCUCACCACGCCCGGCAAGGGCUUCAAGCGCUAAUCAUCUUGAAAAGAUCCCGGUGAGUUUCGAUCCCUUUUUUUUAUAUUGAUUUUAGAAAAAUGGGCAGCUCUUUGUCUGCUCCCCAACAGAAAUUUUUAAAAGACUUAAAAUUUCUCCUCUCCUCCAACAAAUUGGAAGUUCCGGAGGGUGAUUUGAUACAGCUCAUUCUGGCCAUCGAAGAGCAUUCCCCCGGUUUCCUGCAGAUGGGACUUGGGAAUUAAAACUUUGGGACAAGAUUGGGGCACAUUUUCAUGGGCACCCCAGCAUAGGUGUUCGGAUUCUAAAUGCAUGGUGCAAGGUUCGUUACGCCAUGGGCUCUUUAUCACCAAAAAUAUAUCCAUGGCUGCAUUGCCAACACAACCUUCAGCUUCUUUAAUUCAGCCUGCUGUGCUAGCCAUCUGUUCCAAUACUUGCUUUGCCAGCAGCUCCAGACCCCAAACCUCCGGACUACAGUUCCUCACCUGAGGACCCAAUCCUGCAAAAAUACCGUGGUCUGGCUGGCAAUGAUCCUGCUCUUUCAGCGGCAGAACCAGAACCAGAACCUUUUCAACGUGCAGUCCUUGCCUGUUCCUUAAUUCAGGAUACUAUGGCAUUCCCUGUUAUUGUGCCCCCUGCUGGUGCCCCGGCAGGCACCCAAGCCCAACACCAACCUUUUGACUUUAAGAUCUUGAGAGAGCUGCAACAGUCAGUAAAGGCCAAUGGACUCCAAGCCCCAUAUACGCAGGCGCUUUUAGAAGCCACAUUAGCCCAGCUCUUGGUUCCAGAGGACAUCAAGCUUUUGGCCCAUACAGUGUUACCCCCAUCAGCUGGUGUUUUGUUUGCCCACGAAUGGGAAACUGCCUGCCGUGCUUAUGCUCCAGCCUUGUUACAACAAGUCAGAGGAAAUAAUCCAAAUGUUACCCUCGCAGACGUCUUAGAUGCCAUGUUGGGGCGUGGUCCCUUCGCUCAAGCUUCAGUGCAAGCCACACUGCUGCAAAUCUUAUUGAGGGACACUGCUCUUGCUGCUAAACAAGCAAUGAGAAAAAUCCCAGAACCCACCAGUAUUCAGUCAAGGUGGGGUUCAAUCAGGCAAGAGGCAAGAGAAUCAUAUUCUUCCUUUAUGGAUAGGCUGCUUACAGCAGUGAGUCGCCAAAUUGAAAAUCCUGAAGCCAAACAAAUAAUUAUCAAACAAUUGGCCUUUGAAAAUGCCAAUGAGGAUUGUAAGGUUGCGUUACGACCGAUAAUACACAAUCCUGCCACAGACACAGCAGCCAUGCUUCGCAUUUGUCAGUCUGUCGGAACAGCCAGCCACAAGGCUUAUCUGCUGGCAGCAGCGCUAAAUGAAAACCAGCCUGUAGCCACCGAUACAACUUGUUUCCAGUGUGGCAAACCAGGAUCACCGAUACCCCAGUGGGGGUAGAACAGUGGCCUCUACCAAAAGAAAAAUCCGCAGCAGCGGCACCAGCUAUCUCUGACCAGCUUAUUUCUGAACAAUUGACUUUCGGCCACAUUGAACCAUCUUCAUCCCACUGGCUCCAGCAGACAGGGAACGGUUUGCUUUUACAUUGCCAGUAUAUAACAAUUCGCAGCCCACCCAGCGAUAUCAGUGGGUUGUCCUGCCUCAAGGCAUGCGGAACUCCCCUACACUUUGUCAACAUUUUGUGGGUGAAGCAUUGAAACCUUUCCGCAUGCGCCACCUAGAGGUGCUGCACACGAGCUGCAUCUGGCAGUGUUUGCCUUCCUAACCAUUUGCCUUGCCAUCCUUUGCUGCACCGUUAUACAAGGAAGAGAAGCAGACGACCCAGUCCAGUUGAAACCACCAUAUUUCACCUCAUCGGCUGGCAAGCAGCUGUCGCCAGAAUCCUACUCUGGCUGGCAGUAUCCACGGCUCAGCCACUUUCGAACUAGAAGAACAGCGUUGUUGAAUAAGACUUUUAGGGGAGAAAAUUAUCAUAAGAUAUGGAGGGAUGAUAUUUUUGUACAAGAUAUGAUUAUGUUUGCCAGUUUAUUGCAUGCUUCUAAAUGUUGGCUGUGUAUGCCAGUCAUUCCGGCAUAAUGCUUCAUGGUGUGCCUGUCAAUGGAUCUUUUCAAUUUACUAUUAUAUCCCCUAAGCAAACUUUUUGGCCUCCAGUACAAUUGACCCUCCAUGAGCCUGCCCCCGUUUAUUUUCAAAUUAAGGAGGGGAAAGAAUCAUGGGGCAUAUAUCCAAACUGUCAAUAUACAUUGAAUUUCACUUUUAAUAGCUCUUGUUCUCUUACAGGAACAUACAGUGACCAAUCUCAGUGCUAUAGGAGUGACACCAGUGCAUGGCUAAUAAACUAGAAAGGAAGCCUACCAUGCAGCUUGGAAUCAGAAUUCUUAUAUUCUUGGCUUCCGGAUGGAAGUUGGCUUCGACAUUUAUUGAUUUUAGUGAUCAUUAUAGUAGUUAUUUGCAUUAUUUUGUGUUGCUGUAUCCAAUGUAUUCCUUCUUUAAUUUCUAUAUGUACUGCAUGGUUCUCCAGUCCGCGGCCCGCUUCCGGUGUCACAAGAGUCGCUUAUCGCGCUCGAUAUAACCGUAUUGACUCUGAUAUAAAAUAAAGAAAGAGGGCAUGUGGGAGUCAUAAAGCCACGGUCAAGGCUUGUAAUAUUGCAGGGUGCCCCUGACCUCGGCUGACCAGCACUCUGAGCUUUACAAUGUAUUGGAAUGUAUUGGAGUUGUGUUUCCUCUGGGCAGUGAUGACCCUAUAUGGUGAUGGGGGCAAUAAAAGCCUUGACCGGAUGAGGUAACGUGAGACAUUGGCAAACGGCCAUGCGGCUGGAGAGAGACAAAGGAUAAUAAAGAAGCUGCAGGAGGAGAGGGAAGUUCGAAAGGAGCUGCUCCUACCAUCAUGAAAAUAUUGCUGGCUCUCUGUGUCUUUAUUUUAUGCUAAACUGCACCAUUUGUAACGGCUGGCUCCGACAAUAAAGGCGUCUGGUGCUCCUAAUAGCAUGUAGGCAAGCAAGGAUUGUUUUGCUUGUAAAUAAGGUUUUCUAUUAUCUUUCUGAAGGAUGAAAGUUCUGCUGGAAGGUGAGCCAAAAAUGAUGGAACAUGCUAAUACCUACGAGCAACCUGUAAAAAGAGCAGAGCAAGUUACGUUUUUGCUUCAACAGAAUGGAGCAUGUCACAAUUCUGAACAUUCAGAGGGGAGAGAAAAAUCUGGUAAGCAAGUUAAUUCUGAUGCAUGAAAAGUAUUAAGGUCCCAGGCCACAGGGAGGUUAGGCUGGCCUCGACCAGAGCCAGGGCUUUUUCGGCUGCGGCUCCAAUCUGGUGGAACGCUCUGUCACAAGAGACUAGGGCCCUGCGGGACUUGACAUCUUUCCGUAGGGCCUGCAAGACAGAGCUGUUCCACCAGGCCUUUGGUCAGGGCGCAGCCUGACUCCCUCCUUUGGCAAUCUUCACAGAACUUUAGCUCAAUGGUUGCCAUCAAUUUGAUUUUAAUUAAUUUUUAUAAUGAAAUGUUUUUAGAAUGUUGCACUAUUUUAUUGUUGUUAGCCGCCCUGAGCCCGGCUUCGGCUGGGGAGGGCGGGAUAUAAAUUAAAUUUUUUAUUAUUAUUUAUUAUUAAGACGUAGACUGGAGACAGAUUGUAGUUGGUUCUGGGUUUUUUUUAAGAGCGAGCUCUUAAAAAUCUCUUUUUAGAGAAUGCAAAGUCAUUCCAUUUUGUAAGCCCAGCCUAUGUAGCCAAGGGUGGUGAUGGGCCAUAUUCACAAUAGUGUGGCUGAAAAUGAAAGUGGACCAUUUUCAAAAGAAACAAAUAACUUUCACAGAGACUUUGUUACCAACUGAAGUGAAGGGGGUCAAAUAUCCAGUGAGCUUGCCAGACAGCAUUAAUGAAAAAUCACCUGUAGCCGUUGUGAUGAUUUAAUUGCCCAGAAGUCUGAAAAGUGUUUCGAGAAUAAUGAAUGACUACAGCCAAGACAGCGUGAAUGAUACACAGCUGUGGAACCAUGAUUUGUGAUAUUUGGUGCAAAAUCCAACUUUAUCAGAAUCCCACAUUUCAUUCUUUUUUUUUCUUUUAAAAAAAUAAAGUUUCUAGUCCAUAUAAUUCCGUGCCACAAUGCCUGCUCGGUCUUGGAAGCAAAGGAAUGGCUAAGAAGGUUUUAUUUAACAGCCAGGGUGGUUGCGGUGGUGAAUCUUCAUGUAUCUGCAAAGCUUUUUAAUGCUAAUAUGUUGAGCUUGCAUAAUCUAUACAGAUUUCAGAAUUGCAUAUAACUUUGAUCACUUUGGUGCAAAAACUUGGGAGGGUUGUGUGGUUUCAGUUUGUUUUAGUGCAGAAUACUCCCAAAACUGUCCAAAAGAUUAUUGAUUACGAAGCAGACAUCUAAUAUAUGCAUUGUGCGCUCUCUCUCUCUCUCUCUCUCUCAUAGUGGAUGAAAAUAAACCAAAGAUGGCAAAGGAGGAGAAAACGUAUAAAGCUCGGACUCUGUAUAUUUUCUUAGCUGUCUCCGUUUCCUUAUUUAUUAUCUGUAUCGGCCUUGCAGUUGCCGUUGGUGAGUUCUGUUCCUUUAUCCAUUACCUUUGACUGCCACCUUGUGGUCAUUGUUUGCUUCUGUGCUUUAACAGGCAGAACAGUGGGACCUUGGCAAACACGCAUUUGUAUGCCUUUUUGCCAAGGUAACACAAAUGUGGAGGAAACAGGUGGCAUUCUCAGGGAGAUGGGGCUCCUCUUCCACGUAACCAAUUUCCCCCCUGAAAAUGCUUGCCCGUGAAUUAGUGUUUUGCAGCGUGCAGAGGACCGCAGCCUUAGCUUCCGUAAGACCAGCAGGAGACGGCUCUGGCAAUGACUAUAAUGUAUCACGGUUUUAGGACUACAAUGCCCACUUGACUGAUCAAUGGAAAGCCUUUUUAAUCAACUAAAAAUGUGUCCUGUGUUUAAUCAGGGCAGCAGCCCCCCAUUUAAUAUGAAAGCUUCCAGAAACUGUGGGUGUCAGGCACCAUCUUAGAAGAGGCCUUCUGUUUCGGAAGGCAUUCCCCUUGCAUUGCCUUAUAUUGUGUAGGGAUGAUUGCGGAGUGGGGAGUGGGGUCCGGAGGGAGCACACUCUCCACCUGCAGGCAGCCACAGUCUGCCUGCACGUGUGACCUUGGGGUGCAGAGCACACACCCCCCUCACAGACAAAGCCACGGCUGUCUGAACAUCAUUGCCUCUGUCUAACCUUUUGCGGUCUCAGUAGUCUGCGGUGCCCUGUCUGUAACCUUUGUCUCUGAGACCUUUUGUCUCCGUCAUACACUGUGCAAGGGGAAAAUGGCGCGGUGGAAACAGGUGCCAAAAUAACUUUGUACCACCCCACGAUCUCGGGACCAGAAGAUGUGUAAAGGUCACAGCCCAAAAUGUAUCUGCCUGGUUUGCAUAUUUGUCUCAAUAAAAGGAGGCUCCACAGAGCUGGCCAGCAGCUUGCAUGCAGCCCACCUGUGCGCAGCUCACCUGCAUUAUCAACUCCCUGCCUCAUGUCCUUCACUUCAAUAUUGUGUGGGUUUUCCAGGUCCCAGCUGAACUUCUGGGGGUGAGGGCCCUCCAUUUCCAGAGCAGUAGCUGUGCAGUUAGUUUAGCUGCUCUUAAAUUUCUUUCCUUCUUUUAGGUACCUUAUGGAUAGUCUUACAAAGGUGUCAAGGCCCUUCAUGGGCCAACUCCUGCCUGCAAGGCUGGAUUGGGCAUGAAGCCUGGUGCUACUAUUUUUCAACUGCUGAGGCAAACUGGAACUCCAGUCAGAGCAACUGCUCUUCUCAGGGUGGCUCCCUGACAGCAAUCGAUACUCCAAGUGAAAUGGUGAGAGCAUUCCAGCCCUGUGGACUUAGGCCAAGAUUCUAUUGUGGAGUGCUGGUUCUUGGUUACUUUGUUUAUCACUGCUUUUUACUAGAUAUUGCGUGAAUCAUUUAGAUAUUUCUCUUUUGUGACUAAAAAGUGGUAUAAAAAGUGGUAUAAAAACAUUUUAAGUGAACCAUCCUGCUUUUGUAGCUUCAAACUGGACUACUGUACUGUAAUAUAUUUUCUGUGAGGCUCCCGUGGAUGAGAGUUUAGAAAUACCUUUGGCUGUAAAAAACAGUCCACCGUGUAAUGGCAAGUGGUAUAUGAGGCCAUAGCAUAUUUUGCUUGGUUGUUUCUAAUUCAUGUCCUGCCUUUCCAUCAGAUGGUGCUCAGUGUUCCAGCCUCUCUGCAUAAAUGGCCCUCUGGCCCCAGUUACUUUGGCAGCCAUCUUGCCAGAUUUGUCCGAAGGGAAGAUAAAUUCUCCCAACAGUUUCCUUGGACGUGGGGCUCGCCAUUAGCAGUUGCAGGGCCACAGCUUUUUUCUCCUCCUCCCACUGUCGCCUAAAGGUUUUUGUUUUUGUUGCCACGGCAACAGAAGCAACUGUAGGAGCAUUCUGGCAGCCAUUUUGUAUCCCCCACAAUGCCCUGGGCCCAGCAUCAUUUCAGGGUAUGAGGGAGAGUGCAUGGAAUGGUGGCUACAAAAAAACCCCUAAUGAAUAAUAUUAAAAUAUAAAUUAGCCUUGAAGACUAAAAAAAAAGACUGUUAGUUUUUGCAGUUAGCUUUUAUAUUACUGUUUUUCUCAACUGCUGUGGCAAAUGUUUAAGCAUGUUAGUAUAUUUGAAGAAAAUCCUGCCAAGUGUGUUGAAUUUCUGAGGUUCUUCUUUUUGAAAAUGAUGAUGUUCUGAAAAGGGUCUGUCAAAUACUGAGUUGCUGCUCUCACCCCCCCCAAAAAAAAAAUAUUGCAGGAUUUUCUACUGAAGAAGGACCCAGCUGAUUAUUGGAUUGGGCUACAGAGGAAGGAAGGACAGCCCUGGAAAUGGGCAAAUGGCUCAGAUUUCAACCAAUGGUAAGGUAUCCAUCUGAUUCAGGUUUCAGAUUAUCUUGAGGCGGUUGCGUGAUGAGAGAUUUCCCCAAAAUAUUGCUUCAUUAAAUACACACCCAGAGAGAAAAGUUGUGUCUCUUUUUAAAAGAAUUAGAAACGAAACCUCUGUCUCAUGAUCCGCUGUGCUGGAGGGGGCUUGGAUGAGGCAGAGAUGCGCCUUCUCCCAUCCCUCCCAUCCAGAUCUCUGGCCUAUGUUGGUGAGGGAGCCCUGCUGGCAAGCGGUGCCCCAAUGUAUUGCCCCCCCCCCGAAGCUUGGUCAGUGGUAACCGUGCUAGCAAUAGGCAGCAGAAUCCCUCAAAACAGACUUGUUUCAAGAGCGGGGGCACAGGAUCCAUUGGAUUCUGAAACAGUUCUGCUGCUGUCACAUGAUGGAGGCAGUGGAGGAGGAACCCUCUCUGGCACCCGGGGCGGGGCAAAUUGCCCGGUGAUGCACGCAUGACAUCCAUAUGGAGUGCGCAAAUGCGGCAUCAUGUAUGGAGUGUGCACGCACGGCAGCCCGUACAGUCGCCUGUAUGGAUGGCGCGUGAGAUGCACCCAUACUGACUGUGCAUGCCCUUGGUCGCGCUACAGCUGGGGGGAGGCAGGGGCCAUCUUGUCACACACUCCCCCCCGAGUGGCACCCAGGGCGACCCGCCCCCUCCGCCCCCCCCCCCACUUCAUACACCCCUGGAUGGAGGCAGGCCAAAUCUGUGCCUAUUUGCUGCACCAGUUUGGGAGCUGCUCUGGCUGGUAUGAAGGUAGAAGGUUAAAGGUAAAGGACCCCUGGACAGCUAAGUCCAGUCAAAGGUGACUAUGGGGUUGCAAUGCUCAUCUUGCUUUCAGGCCAAGCGAGUCAGCAUUUGUCCCCAGACAGCUUUCCGGGUCAUGUGGCCAGCAUGACUAAACCACUUCUGGCGCAAUGGGACACCAUGAUGGAAACCAGAGUGCACAGAAAUGCCAUUUACCUUCCCGCCACAGUGGUACCAAUUUCUCUACUUGCACUGGCAUGCUUUUGAGCUGCUAGGUUGACAGAAGCUGGGACAGAACGGGAACUCACCCCAUCACGGGGAUUUGAAACGCCGACCUUCCGAUUGGCAAGCCCAAGCCCAAGCCCCAGGCCUGUCAAUGUAGGGGUGUUAUGCUGCUCCAUUAGGCCUCACUGCAGGACAUUUAGUGCAGCAAUGUUGUGGAACUCCCUUUCCAUGGAUAUCUGAUAGACAUUGACUGUUUGGGGGGUUUGGUACCCAUUGCAGACAUUUUUAUCCUCCUGCCUAGGAGGGUAAUCCUGACUUGGUCACUGUUGAUUUUGAAGCAGCAUAAUGUUGUUUUAACAGGUUUCUAACCAGUCCUUAAUAAAUUGCAUAUUGAUACCUCGCUUGGAUGCUAUCUUUACUGUGUCCACAUUUGUGGAAUGCUCUCCCCAGGGAGGCUCUCUGGCACCAUCAUAACAUAUUUCUAGGCACCAGAUGAAAACAUUUCUCUUCAACCAAGCCUUUGGGAGAUUCCUCGGCCUUUUAAAUAUGUUUGUGGGAGGGGGGGUUGUAUUUGUUUUCGUUUUAUUAGGUAUUUUGUAUUCUCAUUUUGCAUUUUUAUGUUGUGUGUUAUUUGGGUGAAGGGCAGUAUACAAAUUUAAAUAAUAAUAAUAAUAAUAAUAAUAAUAAUGUUGCAGGUUUGAAUUUGGAGAUGGCCACUGCGCUUUCUUAAAUGCGCCAAACAUCAGUUCUUCAUUUUGUGAAAGCAAAAGACACUGGAUAUGCAGAAGCCCUCAUCUCCAAGCUUGA
Messenger RNA from Podarcis lilfordi (Lilford's wall lizard), 16659 nucleotides. NCBI's taxonomy places the organism in Eukaryota, Metazoa, Chordata, Lepidosauria, Squamata, Lacertidae. The record is from the annotation of a GenBank genome assembly.